Molecule: messenger RNA, 2649 nt
Organism: Peronospora belbahrii
Lineage: Eukaryota; Oomycota; Peronosporomycetes; Peronosporales; Peronosporaceae
Source: the annotation of a GenBank genome assembly
AUGGCAGUAACAGCUGCAGCCAAGGCGAUCACUACGCAAGCGUCUACCAUCACGAACAACUCGGACGAAGAGGAAGUCACAACGGCUGAAUUUUCCGUCGACUUGACUGACAAUCAGACGUGGGCAAUUAACUUUUACGAGUGUGCAGCUGAAGGAGAUCUUGAGUGUCUUGAAGAAAUUCUUGAUAGUGACCUUGUGGGAGUGAAUGACGUUGAUGUGGACGGUUUUACGGCUCUUAUGGUGGCAGCAGCUGAAGGCCAUCGCAACGUGGUCGAGACACUACUACAGCGUGGCGCUGACAUCAAUAUUUGCACCCAUGAGCUUCGUUCUACUGCAUUGCAUUUUGCUGCAAAGAGUGGAGACGCAGAGAUUGUAAACGCUCUGUGUGAGGUUGAUGCGAAGGCAGUGGACGCUUGGAAUGUUAAUGCAGACACGCCAUUGAUUUGGGCGUGUAUUGAAGGCUGUGCAGAAGCUGUCAAGGUGUUGCUGAAACAUGGAGCUAAUGUCAACGUGCUGAACCAGUACGGCGCGUCGACGUUAAUGUGCGCCGUGAUGAUGGGAGAAGACUCGGAGCAAGAAGGCAUAAAAAGCGAUAAACAACGAGCUGAGAUUUUGACCAUGUUGUUGGAAAAGAACGGGAAGUUAGUGAACUUUCAGGACCGCGAAGGCAGCUCAGCAAUGCAUUUGGCUGCGUCGUGUGGAUACUUGGAGUGUGUUAAGACGUUACUUGCGUUUGGUGCGGAGAUUACGCUGCGAAACGUGAUCGGGCAGACGCCAUUGGAAGAGGCGCAAGACUCGGAGCUGCGUGAAAGCGGGCCAUGUGUAGAGUACUUGCGUGGUAUUUGGCGGCAACUUGAAGAGGAGGCAGCGGCUCGGAUGAUGGCGAUGCUAGAAAUGGAAGAAAAGGCAGAUAAGAGUGCAAGUGGUGGUGCAGGUGGACCGACCGUGACUGCAAUCAGUAAGAAAAGCAAGAAGAAAAAUAAAAAAGCCAAACGUAAGGCGGCAGCUAAGCAGCACCAGCAAGUACGGCAAGAGGAUGACCCGGGCCCGAACUAUUCAAAAGAUAAUCUGAUGGAGCAACAAGACAGCCAUGAAUGUAAGGUUGUGUCUACUAUGCUAGAACCUGUGGUCGUCGCAUCUACUGCUGAGCCUGAUCGUGGCACCCCGACGGUGAAUAGCACUGUUCCUGAAGCGAAGGAUGAUAAAGCAAGUUCUGCCAGCUCCGAUGAGGAUGAGGAUGCGCCAGUCGGAAACUCAGUUGUGUCAUCAGGGAGCGAUGAUGAUCGUGGAGGACACAAUCUAGAAGACAAGAUGAGCGACUCAAGCAACAUGGACGAACAAUUUGCUCAAGAGGUGGAAAGCGAAGCUACGCCAUCGGCUGGUGCGUGGACUACCGUUGGCAAGAAGCACCGGUCUGCCAUUGCAGCAAUCACGAAUACCUUGGUGGUGAGAACACCAACCAGCUUACCGCAUGAAAAGAUGCCACUAUCGACUGUUACAAGGCAAAAGUCUGCACCAAUUUCCCCUUUUACAGCUCCGCACGCGUCUCGACGGAACUUCAAUCAUGGAUUAAGCAAUGUUCGGGAGCGAAGGCCGACUAGUGGACAUACAUUAUCCUUAGCUUCAGCACCAUCUAUCAUUCAGCACAAAGGCGCUAACGCAGAUGUGCCAGCCAGAAAACAUGAGAGGCGCUGGGGAAAGACGAGUGUCUCAUUUUUAGAGUCUCGAUCGAUCUUAUCAUCGUCGCUGCUGAACCCCGACGCUCUGGCCUUUGGAUCGGUUGGACUGACAACCGGGUCAACUGAAACGUCAAACGUAUCAUCAUGUGCGGAAACUAGUGGAAGCAGAUUUCCGACUUCUGUUACGUCACCGUGGCGUUCACCCUUCUAUGGUUCUUCGCCUGCUUCAUGUACCGCAGCUUCUUCGUCGUCAGUAGCAGCAAGUUUACAUUACACAGGGGUCGGGCAUCUAACGUGGAAGCAUCAGCGUGCCAAUGGUAACCACCAAGGUGCACGUGAGACUCGCGAUCGAUGGGUCAGCAGAUUACGACUUAGCAACGAAAGCGUUGCUGAGACUCUGGGUUAUCUGGCCUGCGGUCUAUGUGGUGAACUUGUGAAUGAUAAUUUGCAAUGCAACGGUGAUAUGUCCAGCAGAACUUCUGACGGGAAGACCUCCUCGAUAUGUACACAACUGUACUGUGCAUCCUGUUUAGAGUCGCCGGCAUUUCGGGCAGCUAAUACGGCCCUGUUCAAGUGCGUCAGAUGCCACGAAGUGAUUUCAAAAGACACCAUGACCUGCAACAGCUUUGCGCAGGCCCAAGCUGCGUCACUAGGUCUCUCUAUGCCAAACUCAGUAAAUGCUAGGAAUCAAGACGAUAUACGUCGCUACACUAUGGAAAACAUGCAGCGUGUCUUGGAGGUCUCGGAUUCACGGAUCUCUGCUGUGGAUCUGCAUGCAUUCCAUUUGGUUCCAGGAUCAGAUCUCAGUACGUUGAGCAACGGCCAGCUUGAAGUGCUGGAAAGUGUCCAUCAGCUAGCUCUCGUACAAAUCGUUGAGCAGCGCCUCGCAAAUGCGCGUGCGCUUGAGCGUCUACAAAUGGAAGAAGGGUUGAAGAUGCAACAGGAUGUACUGCAGUUUAUUCCGCGAUAG